Messenger RNA from Puccinia triticina, 1449 nucleotides. RefSeq lists its product as uncharacterized. The record is from RefSeq and is a predicted model, not a curated record. NCBI's taxonomy places the organism in Eukaryota, Fungi, Basidiomycota, Pucciniomycetes, Pucciniales, Pucciniaceae. The coding region runs from base 1 to 1449 and encodes 482 amino acids. The transcript has 4 exons.
AUGGACGAAUGGAUCAAAGUGCGAAAGUGGGCUUAUCCUUGCCCUCCGUGCCGAAGGGCAAAAGUCCCAUGUGGAGAAACAUUGGCUUGUCCCAAAAGAACCGAUCCCGCCCAGCCAAAGUGUAACUCCUGUCGUUCCAGAAAAGUCCAUUAUGGCCUUGACAAAAUCAUUCAACUCGUUCCUGCUCAAGAUUGGUUCAGUGGUUACUGUCGCGCAAAAUAUUCAAAGGGCCUCACGGAAGAAAUCCCUCAAGGUUGGGAUGGUGCUUGUGGCCCAGAAAGUGUUAUCAACAUGAGAAAGUUGCGACUCAAGUUCAAAAACAAGAUCCAACAAUCCACUUCGAGAAAGUCUCUUCAUGUGCAGCUGGAGCCAACUUGCGCCAAGUCCCCGAACACUUUGCUAGGCCAACCAACUCAAGCAGAUCGAGCCUCGAACCACCCAGAGACUGACAUGCCUCUUCCUGGUUGUAGUAAGGACGAUUUGGCCAAACACUUAGUCAUACCAACUCUCCAAGGUACUGCCUCGAGCCACCCUGCUGCUCCAAGCCAACCUGACUCAACCCGCCCUCCUCCACGCCAACCUGACUCGUACCACCCUCCUCCAAGCCGCCCUGACUCAAUUCACCCUCUUCCAAGCCUCUCUGACUCAAGCCAUCGUGCCUCGAUCAACCAAGCAACAAAACCUAUUCCGCAUCCAGGUGAUCAAGCUCAAUUUGCCAAGAAUUUAGACAAGACAAUUGUUCAUCCGAAUACUGUUGUCAAAGAAGCCAAAUCAUCCGGCGGAUCGCGAAAAAGAUUUCGGGCAGAUGAAGAAGACAUGGAAAGAAUUAAAGAAGAAUUCGCAGAACCACCGAUGAUUUCUGAUGUUGUCAAAGGCAAGCGACGAAAAUUAAUUAUUGAAGAUGAAUUGUCUUCGGAAGAAGAGGGGAACGAUGACGAAAUAAUUGAAGAUGUCCUCAAAAGGGCCGAAAACAAUCCGGAGGAGUUGUGCGAAGGAUUCCCGAGAAGAGGAGUACCGGAAGAAGAAGAAAGAGAGGCGAAGGAAGAAGGGAAAAUCGACGAAAAUGCGCUAGAAUUGGACAAAACAAUUUCCUCUAAUAUUUCGGAAAAAGGCGCUGUGAACGAUGUUGACGAUAUAGACGAUCGAGUUGACUACGUCGAAAGAGAAGUUGAGGAAGUCGAGGCGGAUGUGCGGAAGGCGAAGAAGAAUUUCGAGCUGGCAUGGAGUUCCGAUGGCGAGGAAGAGACCGAUCUGAAUGGAACGGUGAAGGAUGAACUCAAGCUAAAAAUAUUCGAAAUGGGCGCCGAAACCGUGAAAACCGUGGCAGCUUUAAUGAAGAUGGUUCCGAAGGGUUUAAAGGAGGAGGCAAGAAAGGCAAAGGAAGAGUUAAGAAAGGAAUUUGAGAAGAAGAGACAAGAGGCGGAAAAUAUUAUCGAUACCAAAUUAUAA